Messenger RNA from Spirodela intermedia, 234 nucleotides. Lineage: Eukaryota; Viridiplantae; Streptophyta; Magnoliopsida; Alismatales; Araceae. The record is from the annotation of a GenBank genome assembly.
AUGGGCAACCGCCUCGCUCGAGGAGAAACCAAGAAGAAGCCCGGCGGCGCCGUGAGAAUCAAGGUGCUGCUGAGCCGCAAGGAGCUGGCGGAGAUGAUGAGCGGCGGCGCGCCGUCGCCGGAGCAGAUGAUCGCCAUGCUACGGCGAAGGGCCGCCGCCGAAGAUAGAGGCCGGACGGCGGCGGUGUGGAGGCCGGCGCUGGAGAGCAUCCCAGAGGGCAAAGAUCCCUUCUGA